AUGUCCUUCUCUUCAUACGAGAGCGGUUACCGUGAGAGCCACCCCAAGUCAGACGUGAGCGAGACCUUCAGCCGGGGUGUCACAAGCACGGGUAGCAGCUUCACUUACAACAGCCACCUCCGCGACUCUGAAAUGAGCGGUGUCUCUCGUACCUCCACACGAGCCACCUCUCCUGACAUUAGCAGCAGCUUUAACCAGCCGUCGCUAAAGGAGAGUGUGAGCUACUCGACCCUGGCCGAGGAGAAUGAGGAGACCGAGGCUCACCUCUUGGAGAAGACUUACGCACACGAAUUGAUCUACAAGGAGGGCCAGGUGAUGGGUGGUAGUCUUCGUGCUUUGAUCGAGAAGCUCACCGCCCACCAAUCCACUCCUGAUGCGUUGUUUGUUUCCACCUUCUACCUCACAUUCCGUCUGUUUGCGACACCCUUGGAGUUUGCCGAGGCGUUGGCCGAACGCUUCGAGUACAUUGGAGAUACCCCACAUGCUGCCGGACCAGUCCGCCUGCGUGUUUACAAUAUCUUCAAAGGCUGGCUUGAGUCUCACUGGCGCCACGACCGGGACAACGAUGCCCUGGACUUCGUCGUAAAUUUCGCCAAGACUCGUCUUGCCUCCGAGCUACCUACCGCUGGUAAGCGUCUUUUAGAUCUUGCUGAGAAAGUCUCGGCCGUUCACGGACCGGUCGUGCCUCGCCUGGUCUCUUCCAUGGGCAAGACCAAUACUGCCAUUGCUCAAUACAUUCACCCCGAUACUCCUCUUCCUGCUCCUAUCCUUGGAAAGAAGGAAGCCAACUUGUUGAAGCAGUGGAAGACCGGUGAUGCCGCGAUCACCAUCCUUGACUUCGACCCACUGGAGUUGGCUCGUCAGUUGACUAUCAAGGAGUCCCGUAUUUUCUGUUCCAUUCUUCCUGAGGAACUCCUCGACACUGAAUGGAUGCGCAAAUCGGGCUCUCUGGCCGUCAACGUUCGCGCUAUGUCGACUCUCUCGACAGAUUUGGCUCACUUGGUCGCCGACUCUAUUCUCUACCUGGAGGAGCCGAAGAAGCGCGCGGCCACUAUUAAGCACUGGGUCAAGAUUGCAAACAAGUGCCUUGAGCUCAACAACUAUGACUCCCUCAUGGCUAUCAUCUGCUCUUUGAACUUAUCAAUGAUCUCCCGUCUGAAGCGAACAUGGGAUAUUGUGUCCCAGAAAACCAAGAACUCCCUGGAAUAUCUCCGUACCAUCGUGGAUGUAUCUCGGAACUACGCGGAGCUGCGCAAGCGUCUGCAGAACCAUGUUCCUCCGUGUCUUCCAUUUGUCGGUACCUACCUCACUGAUCUGACCUUUGUCGACCACGGCAAUCAGUCUCUUCGAACUCUCCCCACUGACGAUGGCGAGAUGGCCGUGAUCAACUUUGACAAGCACAUGAAGACAGCUCGCAUCAUAAGCGAACUCCAGCGCUUCCAGAUUCCUUACCGCUUGACCGAGGUUCCUGAGCUGCAGACUUGGAUGCAGAACGAACUUGUGCGUGUCCGGUCAAAUGGCGAGACCACAGCUCAAACCUUCUACCGCCGAUCCCUAGUCCUAGAACCCCGCGAGGGCUCUCGCAGCGGCACAAACCUGCAAGCGCAAGCUGCGGCACAGGCGGCCGCACAGCCUCAUUCCGAGUCCAACAACUCCACCAUCCUCGAAAAUGCCAAGGACAAAUUUGAUUUCCUCUCAUGGACCUACCCAUCAAAGCCGAAGUCCGUCGCGACCCACGGCUAA
Messenger RNA from Penicillium maclennaniae, 1743 nucleotides. RefSeq names its product Ras-GEF domain-containing protein. NCBI's taxonomy places the organism in Eukaryota, Fungi, Ascomycota, Eurotiomycetes, Eurotiales, Aspergillaceae. Gene Ontology annotation, molecular function: guanyl-nucleotide exchange factor activity. Gene Ontology annotation, biological process: Ras protein signal transduction; positive regulation of GTPase activity. The transcript has a single exon. Gene Ontology annotation, cellular component: plasma membrane. The record is from RefSeq and is a predicted model, not a curated record. The coding region runs from base 1 to 1743 and encodes 580 amino acids.